UCUUUACAGAGACUCGUGGCGCAUGAGCCUGACUGACGUGGCACAGACAUAAUAAGCCGUGGCAGCGAUUUGAAUCUUCCUUUAUGUCGCUGGGAGGGCUUGCAUCCUUGUUUCCAGAUUGUCAGGGCAAUGAGAUAGUCCGAUCCGUCCUUACUGCCACCAUGGAAGCACAGGUUCACAUGAAAAUGGUCCAGAGUGACAUCCAAGAGAAGAGCACCAAAGACUCAAUGGAGGAGAAGACUGAGGAAAAAUUCCUGAAAAAUCUUUACAUCUUUAUGAAGAAGAGAGACACGCCGAUAGAAAGAAUCCCCAACCUGGGAUUCAAGCAAAUUGAUUUAUUUGUGAUGUUCAAGACUGUCAAUGAAAUGGGCGGCUACCACAAGGUGACCUCUCAUCAGCUGUGGAAACGAGUUUACAACACACUGGGAGGAAACCCCCGGAGCACGAGCGCAGCCACGUGCACCCGCAGACAUUAUGAAAAGCUUCUUCUGCCCUAUGAAUGUCACUUGAAAGGCAUAUUAAUGAGCACCACGCCUCAGCAUCAGCCGAAAGCUUAUCGCUACGCUAAAGAUGAGGACGGCGGCCAGAGACCAUCCAAACGCAGGUUUUUGUCCCUGCAGCUGCACCAGGGGUCACACAACUUCCAAUCAAACCCACAUGGGAGUAUCUACUCUCUGCCUCUCCACUUCCCUCACUUCUACCACCCAAGCAACCCUGUUCUGCCUCCUUAUAUCUCACUCUCCUCCCCUGUUAUGACCCCACAUGCCCCCCAUGUUGUCCAGUCCAGAUUCCCCUUCCAGCCAUCACAGUCAGACUCUGCCGACACAGACAAGGAGCCGCUGGAGCAGCUGCGCCGCCUGGCAGAGCAGUACAAGACCUCAGCCGGACAGCCUCUGAAUUUGAGCAAGAAAGAUUCAAACUGGGAGGCAAACCUGCACCCAGUCUCAUCCUUCUCCCCUCCUUCAUCCAGCAAGAAUCCAAAGUUUUUAAACAAACCCUCCACACUCUACAGUCCGCACCGUGGGGGGGUGCUGACAGGGGAAAGGGGCGAGACGCAGGACGAUGACUCCAGCGAACGGGUCUCCUCUGACUGUGAACCUGCAGAAGGAACGGAGACCAAUGCUGCUGGUAUCAUCUCCACACCUUCAAAUAGCCCCAUGAGUGGCUGUGGUUUGACAGAGGUGGAGGAUACAGAUGUCAUUGAAGUGGUGAAACCCACCAGCUCUCCCAAAACUGAUUUUCCAACAACCAGAGAGGCCAGUCCAGUUGCAGAGGGGCUCAGUCAAAUUCUCCCCAAAGAAAAGGAGGAGAAUAAUAUGGAAAUAGAGGUGCCGCUGUCCGUGGUCCGAAACUGGCUCAGCAUGUGCAGGGCUCCAACUAAAGAGACAUUUUCUCCAGGUCAUGGGACAUCUUCUAGAAAAAGGAGCUGGUCUGAUGUGGAUGACUCUCCCACUGACCUGACAUAUUGUGUAAACCCUCAGAACCAGAGCUCACCUGAGAAUCUAAGGCUGAGGGGUGAACUGAGCUUAACGCCAGAUGGGCAGAUGACCAAGCAGCAGCACAGCAGCAGCCAGAGUCCUUUCACCAGCUGCAGCACGUCUCCUGCAGGUGGAGUUCGGAAAGCUGCAGCUAUCAGGGAUGUUUGGCCAUUCUAUCAGCAGAAGACGGACGAGCCAUUCAACUUCAAAUCUGCACAUUUAUGGGAUUUGUAUCAUAAAAACACCCCGCCUCUCCCCAAAGCAUCUCUCACUGAUUCUGCUCCUAAAUUCUUUGGAGAAGAUCAGGUUGGGGGAGGUAAACCGAGAUUAGAGAUGGAGUCUUCUGCUGUUCUCAUGGUGGACUCCAGCCCAGCUUCUGUGCUGCACCUCACCACCGAGGAGGUCAUGAAACUGAAAAAAAUCAUCUCGAGUUCAUCAUAAAGACCUGGAAACAAAACCAACACCAAACUUAAGCUACAUGUUCUGUUUACUUUCUUUUAUUUUCACUUUCAAUCUCU
Molecule: messenger RNA, 1996 nt
Organism: Nematolebias whitei (Rio pearlfish)
Lineage: Eukaryota; Metazoa; Chordata; Actinopteri; Cyprinodontiformes; Rivulidae
Exons: 6
Coding region: 84-1919 (611 amino acids)
Biological process (GO): regulation of transcription by RNA polymerase II
Cellular component (GO): nucleus
Molecular function (GO): transcription cis-regulatory region binding
Source: RefSeq, a predicted model, not a curated record